Molecule: messenger RNA, 3109 nt
Organism: Dendroctonus ponderosae (mountain pine beetle)
Lineage: Eukaryota; Metazoa; Arthropoda; Insecta; Coleoptera; Curculionidae
Product: beta-1,4-glucuronyltransferase 1
Exons: 7
Coding region: 406-1827 (473 amino acids)
Source: RefSeq, a predicted model, not a curated record
GUGUUAUUUCGGGCUGGCGUCCUGUUUUGUCGAGGCAGUGAGCCCGAGCGUCCCGAUGUGAGUUCGACGUCCUUAAAAAGUCCGUUUCUCAGUGAAUAACAAAAAAACAGUCAUAAUCGGCUGGACGGCGGGUGUGAUUCAGCAAAGAGACGGGAAUUUAGCGCUGGUUUUGAGUGAUUUUGCAUCGAAAACAACAAUAAGCUGGUCUUCGGGUUCUGAGAAGGAUGAACUCGAGCAGAACGCACGUCAUUGCUUUUCAUGAGUUGUGACCAAUGGGCCGGCAAAAAACCCACCGUUAUUUGCAUGUUAGACCGCCUGGACGCAAAAAGACCUUCCAUUACUGAUUUUGGAUGGACGAUGACCCAUCAGUAAUCGAACACACCGCUCUAAGAUCCGCCUUGAAAGAUGUACAACAAUCGGAAAACGUUCAUCAUCAAAAUUCUGAUCAUCCUGUGCUUGAUCUACCUGGCAGUCCACGUAAUGUACAGUGGCGGAGGGCCGAUGAUUAGGGAGCUGCAACAAUCCGGCAGAAGUUUGGCAGCUUUGGACACUCAGAACCUCGAAACAGCCCCAUUGGUACAAGAUGCACCUGCGAUCCAACCUCUGGUGCCCAAUGCCAGCAAACUGCAGCCACCUCCAGCACGAAUGGAGGAGGAAGAGGAACCGCCUCCACCGCCUCAUCCGACCGAGCCGCCUCUGACGCUCUUCGAAAAACUGAGGGAUAUCACCCAGUGCUUGGACAGGCCGCUGGUCCCGAAAACUCAGCAACGCGGAGACUACUGGGUGUUGUAUAAUUACGUGCGCGCUAAACGGACGUUUAAGUGCGAGGAAACGAUCACCUACACGACCCAUGCGGACUUCUCCUUCAUGGACAACUUGGUGCCAUUGCUAGAGAGAUGGAGGGCGCCCAUCAGCAUUGCCCUCCAUGCCCCCGGCACCGACUUCGCCCUCACACUGGAAUCCAUUGCACAUUUACGGGACUGUACCAGUGCGUUAGUGCGCGAAUUGGUCACUUUUCAUAUUUAUUUCAGCACGAAGCAUGUUCCCAAAGAGGUUCCAAAACACUCCCGCGUGUUUCCGGAGCCCUACAAUUGCUCACUCACCCCGCCCUACCUCAACGUCUCCUCUGAGCAGAUGUACAAGGCUCAAAAAAAGCUGCUGUAUCCAGUUAACGUAGGUCGAAAUGUCGCUCGCGAAACCGCCCAGACUUACUACAUUCUAGCGUCGGACAUUGAGCUCUAUCCUAGUCCUAACAUUAGCUCUAAGUUCCUAGACUUAAUCGCCACCAAUACGGGGCCGCUGCUCAGCAAGAACCCCAAGGUGUUUCCUUUGCACCUCUUUGAGGUCAGUGCCAAUUCUACGGUGCCAGAAAGCAAGACAAUGCUGAAAGACAUGCUGGGCAAUGGUACAGCCUUGCCGUUCCACAAGAAACUAUGCCCAGGCUGCCAUAAUAUUCCUAAAGCAAAGGAGUGGCAACUAGCGCCAGUCUCAGAAAAUCUGCACGUGUUCCAUGUGGGCAAAAGAAACGGACGCUUCGUCCACUGGGAGCCGAUUUUCAUCGGAACCCACAACGAUCCGCUCUACGACGAACGACUCAGCUGGGAGGGAAAGAGCGACAAAAUGACGCAGGGCUAUGCGCUUUGCGUGCUCAACUACGACUUCCUGAUCCUGGAUAACGCGUUUCUGGUCCACAAGCCAGGCAUCAAAAUAUACAAGAAGGACGCAAAAAGGGCGAUGCUGGCCGGCAAAACCAACCAGCUGAUCAAGAAGAUUAUUUUCCCGGAGCUAAAGGUACUCUACGGAGUGCGAAAGGGAUGCGCCGUUUGAAUCCAACUAAUACAUAGUUUCGGGCCAUAAUUCCAGCCAACCAAGCAUGGACGUACAUGUGUAUUCUUAAGCUAACUACUCUAAACUAUUGUGAUUAUCCCAUUAUUUUAAGCUCCGAAGACGGUUCACUGUGCGCAUAUAUUUUAGAUACAAAACGAGUAAAUUCGAAGCAGGGUAUGAUGCAAAAAAUAUUAUGGGAAGAGUUAGGCUUUGGGGCCAUUGCUUGAAGCUGAUACACAGUUUUUUCGAUUCUAUCGCGCGGCCUACAAGCCUAAAACUCCUAUCCGUUUCGGGCAAUAGUAUUAUAUAUAGGUUGUUCGGGCUUUCAGCCCGAACGAUUUCAACAAAAUUAUUGCUCGAAAUCUAAGCAAAUAUAGCUUUUUAAUGGACGAGCCAAACUCCUGUGUGCGACACUGUAUAUCUGUAUAUUCCUAUUUUUGUACAUAGAAUAGACUGUUUAGGAUAUAGGGGACACUUAUCGGUGUUUUAUCUAGGACUUUGCAUAUACUGGGUGACCAGCCGAACGUUGGCUCUAACAUUUUAACUCGCCCUGAAAUUGACCACUUUCACUUACACCGGUAUGUCCAAAGGGCCUCUAGGCAGUGUUUCUUCGAGUUUUUCACUGAUUUUCACUCGAUUGUAACAGAAAUAGCCCGAAAACGAACAUUAAAAAUACUGUGACACACGGAACUUUCAAGUUGACACUGGUUUGUCAGUUUAGUGAACAACAGUUGGCGGCAAAUUCAAAAUCCCGGCCGCUUUCACUCAGAAUCAAAAGUUUACUUGCCUGGGUUUGUUCAAACGGCUUCUAGCUAAACUGAUUUCGGGUUUUUCACUAAUUUUCACCAGAUUUUAGUGUUAAAUAGCAAAAAAAACGAACAGUAAAAUCAGUCACUGUGACACACGGAACUUGUCAAUCGCAGUUGGCGGUAAAUUCAAAAUCCCACUAAUUUCCACUCAAAAUUAAAAAAAAUAUUGCCGUUUAAUUAUUAAUCUGUCCACUCGGCAUUAAAAACUCAAGUUUUCAAGGCGUCGCUGGUCCCUAGAGCGGGUGCAAACAACCCAUUAAACCAGUGCUCAUUUAAUUUAUUUUAGGCGAUAGUGCUUAGUUGUUUAGGUUAAUUUUCCUGUUUCCAAACAAUCUGGCUUUAUUAGUCUUCCGUGCCUUACACAACGCUGUAAUCGAUGUCGUUAGAACCCAGUUACAGACCAAAAAUGAUUUUUCUAUCGAUCGAGGACGUUAUUUAAUUGAAAACAAAAAACCGUACUGUGAACUACUCGA